UCUUGAACGGUGAUUCGACCGGUUAUGGUAUGAUUAGUGUAACUACAUGACUAUGGUAUGUUUAGUGUUACUACCAUUUACUACACGAGGAGUCUUUGACCGGCGGGGAUUGCACCCACGAAAUCUUGGACGUAGGGCACUUUACUUGAAAAAAGUGUGAAGGCAUUUUGUAAAUAAACGAAAUUUAAAUUUGUGCAACAAUGAUCAACAUGAGGAAAUUUAAAUUUGUGCAACAAUCCCCAAACAUUUUUGUGUCUAGGGUCCAAAAUUUUUUUAUUCUGCCCUUGGAAUCUUUUUCCUGGCACAUUUAAAUUAUCAAGCACCAUAAUACUGUUUAGUCCAUUGCUUGUUUUUCCUUAUUGCUUAUUGCCUUCUUUUAAUGAGCAUUAUUAUUAGGAAUAUUGGGCAGAAAUAAAUUCUUUCGGAUAAAGGGGGGGGGAGGCUUCAUAUCGAAGACCACACCCCCUUCAUUCCGGAAUUCAUCGCACGAAUCUCUUUCAUCUCCUCCACUAAACUCCUCCCCGUGACGUCAAGAUAAGCUCCACCCUUUUCCUCUUAAAGGUUCUCCCCUCCCUUCCCCAAUCAAUCUUCAGGUGAGUUGAAGAUGAAGAGCACCCAACUCUUAUCAAUAUUUUUUUUUUAUUUUUAUGGAUGAGGCCUUUCCAUUUUGUGAUAGUAGCGCCACUCACGGACAAUAUAUUUGCGGAAAAAAAUUUUCAUUUUCUCUCCCACUAAAUCCUCUCUCUGUUCUGCCAGGCCAUGCCAGCAGUUCUACACGGAUCAAAACAAAAGCCGAUAAUGGGUGAUUCUGUCGUCUGGAGUGAUAUCAGAGAGGAAGAAAUAGAUCGCUUGGCCGUUUACAGGGUUCAAGAUUUGCCCGUCGACUCAAACGAUCCCCGGAAGAAUGCCGAAGCAACACUGCCCAGGAAUUUAGAACUUCGAACGAAUUCCGAAACUAAUGUGAAUGGUGUCUGGGCCACAGAUUAUAUUCCGAAAGGGACAAGGUUCGGACCCCUCUUGGGUGAACAUUAUCAUGUAUCCGAAGUGAAUCACGUCUCAAGUAAAAAGUUCUUCUGGAGGAUUUAUAAGAAUGAUAGUGAUGAAUACCAUUACGUUGAUUGUUUCGAUGUCUCCAAAUCCAAUUGGAUGCGCUACGUGAGACCGGCACUCCGUAUAGACGAUCAAAACUUGGUGGCAUGUCAAGUACAAAAUGAAAUCUACUUCUACACCAUUAAAAGAAUUAUGCCCAACCAGGAACUCUUAGUCUGGUAUGGUCAUCAAUACGCAAAAAGAAUACAGGCUGCUGUUGACACCAGAAAUGGAAUACGUAUUCAACUGAGCCCACCGUCUGAGCCAUUUGGAAUACAAGAAUACUGCGAUCCGAUGACACCCCCGGAGGACAGCAGCGAGGACAGCGAGGCUCUCGAUUACAGUGUCAAAAAACCCUCCGAGGACGAAAAGACAUACACUCGGAACGAAUAUUACAAACUGAAAUUCAAGUACGCCCUCUCGAACCAUUCCAAAAACGUCGAAUCGCACAGUAAGGAGAGUGAAACGGAGGACGAGAAACCGACCACCAGAGACGAAGCCGACAGCUCUUCCAGCGACCACUACUCUGCCCCUCAACCUAACAGCCCCAAGUGUGCCAGCACACCUUCGGAAGACAAGAAAUUGUUCUACGAAUCCGCUUUCGUGUCGUACGAGGGACAAAAGAACAAUUCCGAGUACAUGGCGUCCGAGCCACCGACGAUGCUCGAAAAUCUCCUGAGCCACCGAGAAAACGCGUCCUUGAAAAGGGACGCCAUCUCUUCGGUUCAGAUACUGCGGAAGUUCCACCUCAACGAAUCGCUUCCGCUGAGUCUCAACCCCGGAACAUUCUGCCAGGAGCGAAACAGCCCGGACUCCACUGAGGAGAGUCACCAUCAGGAAAACUUGAUCUACGGCAACAACAUGUUCUCUGCCGCUCAGUUUAAUAUGCUCACAUAUCAUUUCUCGGAGAGGAUGCACAGUGCUUUCCCGGCGAGGCAGUUCGUGAUGCCCCAUCACCCGACGGCCCGACAUCACCUGGACUCCCAAACUGAGCUGCCCUUCCUACACUCGCGGCCCACUUCUCCUUCUCUCCUUCACGGCAGGGGAUACAAAUCCCUGCCCUACCCCCUGAAGAAGAAAGACGGCAAGAUGCACUACGAAUGCAACGUCUGCCGCAAGUCGUUCGGACAGUUGUCCAACCUCAAAGUCCACCUCCGCACUCACUCGGGUGAGCGACCCUUCAAGUGUUCCGUCUGCGACAAAAGCUUCACCCAACUGGCCCACCUGCAGAAGCACCACCUCGUUCACACGGGUGAGAAGCCCCACAAGUGUGAAGUCUGUCACAAGAAAUUCAGCAGCACCAGCAACCUCAAGACACACCUCCGACUCCACAAUGGACAGAAACCGUACGCCUGUGAUCUGUGUCCGGCGAAAUUCACGCAAUUCGUCCACCUCAAACUCCACAAACGAUUGCACACGAACGAGCGACCCUACACAUGCCAGACAUGCAGCAAGAAGUACAUCAGCGCUUCGGGUCUGCGGACGCACUGGAAGACGACCUCGUGCCAACCUAAUGCCGUCUACCUGGACGGUGGACAUCAGUACGAUUACCCCAGCGACUCUAGGUCACCUCCUCCCAGCGGAUACCCCAUAAGUGUUCCCGCUUUUCACCCGGACAGAAAUAUAUACAGAUCUUACACAGAUAUUUUAUCUUCCCCCCCACUCUCUGUCGAAUCCCAGAGGACCAACGAAUCAGUGUAUUCCAUGAGUGCACCCAGUUCACCAGACGAUAGACCUUUUCACUGUAGACCCUCUGUUUAGGUCACAUUAUUUGCUCUAGAUGCAGGACAUCCUUAGCAUUUCUGUGACAUGUGAUCAGUGGCGUAGUUUUACCUUCUCACAUACAUAAGUUAAAAUAAUGACAAGAGAAGAAAAAUUAUAAAAAUUAUUUUUCAAAAGUAUUUAAAAAAAAUAUUUUUUUAUUUAUCUAAAAAAUUUUUUGUUAUAAAUCCGGAAAACUAAAUAAAUAAAAGAUACAAUCUCUUCAUCAUCUCACACGAUUAUAACCGCAAAAAGGAGUGUUUUCUAAUACUGUACCAAUAAAGCCAAAGCAAAAUACAUCAAUACUAUAGGAAAGAUUUUUUCAAUAAUUAAACUAAUUGAACAUUUAAGAGUCAAAUAAGCUAACAAAUAGAUCAUAUUUACAUUUUUUUUAAAUUAUUGAUUUUUUUUUUGUUACUUUAAAAUUGAAGAUUUAAUACGAUAAGCUGCUAUAUACGGCCGUACAAGUUUGCAGCUAUAUAUAUAUAUAUAAGAAACAUUACAGAUAUAUAUGAACAUUUUUUAUGUCUUCAUCUUACUUACCGAACCGAAUAGCUCAUUAAUCAAGUAAUUUAUAAUUUUCUCGGGGUUUUUUAUCCCCCAAAACUACGCCACUGGGUGUGAUAAAAUCUGAAAUGAAAUUUCCCUUGUACAGUAAAAAGUGAGAAGCACAAAUUUCAAUGUUCCAUCAAUGGUUUCAUGAUGAUGAGUAUUGAAUAUAAAAUUUGUAUCUGCAAAAAAGAAUCACAACUAUGUAAAUAUGUUAUAUUAUUUAAUUUAUUUUGUGCUGUCCAAAUCAAAUUAAAUGUGUUUUAUGUAGAUUAUUUAUAAACUGAUCCCUUCACGAUAUUUCAAUUUUACAAUUUUUCUUUUUUUCUGUUCUCACUAUUUUAGCUCAUAGUUUAAAUGAUAUCUUAAUUUAACCCGAAAAACUGCAAUAGUUUUAUAUUCACAUUUUGAUUUUACAAUUUUUUUUUUCGUUCUCACUGUUUUAGCUCACAGUUUAAAUGAUAUCUUAAUUGAACCCAAAAAACGGCAAUAUUUUUUUCUUUAAUUAUUGCAAGUGCAUUUGAACACGAAACCCAUAUAAUGUUUGUUUUUUUUUUUAAAUAAUCUGAUAGAUUAAAAUCUUUAAACACAUCGUUAACAGUUAAAAUAAAUUUGUUUAUAAACGAUCCAUUUCUUUUAAAAUCAAAUCUGUUUUCUUGUUUCUGUCAUUUGUCGUCUUCUUAGUGAUUUAGAAUUAUAGAUGCAUGAUGUGCUUCAAUGCGCCAUUUUAACCUUUAAAAAAAAAUAUGCUUCUCUAGUCACAUUUAUGAGUCAAAUAAAUAUAAGAAGCAUUUACUUCUCUUUUAAAGUAGUUACACUUAGCAAAAUGAUGCAAUUUUAAUUUAUUAUUUUAUAUGUGAUUACUCGAAAACUAGGCAAUAACAAUUUAUGAUAUUUUUUUUGAAUAAUUAUUAGUUAAAAACUAGGCUGUAAUUUAUAUUUAAGAAGAAAAAACUCUUAAAAUUUACAAUAUUAUCUUUUGUAAUGAGUAGUUUUUAUGGAAUCAUUUUCUUUUUCAUGAAAUCACAAAAUGUAAAGAAAGUUUUGUCGAACAAAAUCUCUUCACAGAUCCAUUAAUAAAACAAUAUCAUAUGAUUCA
This is a messenger RNA of Parasteatoda tepidariorum (common house spider), 4498 nucleotides long. RefSeq names its product PR domain zinc finger protein 1. Gene Ontology annotation, molecular function: protein binding; RNA polymerase II cis-regulatory region sequence-specific DNA binding; DNA-binding transcription repressor activity, RNA polymerase II-specific. NCBI's taxonomy places the organism in Eukaryota, Metazoa, Arthropoda, Arachnida, Araneae, Theridiidae. Gene Ontology annotation, biological process: regulation of transcription by RNA polymerase II; cell fate commitment. Gene Ontology annotation, cellular component: nucleus; cytoplasm. The record is from RefSeq and is a predicted model, not a curated record.